Molecule: messenger RNA, 618 nt
Organism: Rangifer tarandus platyrhynchus (Svalbard reindeer)
Lineage: Eukaryota; Metazoa; Chordata; Mammalia; Artiodactyla; Cervidae
Source: the annotation of a GenBank genome assembly
AUGGCUGAAAAUGGUGAUAAUGAAAAAAUGGCUGCUCUGGAGGCCAAAAUCUGUCAUCAAAUUGAGUAUUAUUUUGGAGACUUCAAUUUGCCACGGGACAAAUUUUUAAAGGAACAGAUCAAACUGGAUGAAGGCUGGGUUCCUUUGGAGAUAAUGAUAAAGUUUUAUAGGUUAAACCGUUUAACGGCAGACUUUAAUGUAAUAGUAGAGGCCCUGAGCAAAUCAAAGGCAGAACUCACGGAAAUAAGUGAAGAUAAAACUAAAAUUAGAAGAUCUCCCAGCAAACCCCUCCCUGAAGUGACUGAUGAGUAUAAAAAUGAUGUAAAAAACAGAUCUGCUUAUAUUAAAGGCUUCCCAACUGAUGCAGCUCUUGAUGACAUAAAAGAAUGGUUGGAAGAUAAAGGUCAAGUACUAACUAUUCAGAUGAGAAGAACGUUGCACAAAGCAUUUAAGGGUUCAAUAUUUGCUGUAUUUGAUAGUAUUGAAUCAGCUAAAAAGUUUGUCGAGACCACUGGCCAGAAGUACAAAGACACAGACCUGCUAAUACUUUUCAAGGAAGAUUACUUCACCAAAAAAAAUGAAGAAAGAAAGCAAAAUAAAAUGGAAGCUAAAUUAUGA